This is a messenger RNA of Athalia rosae (coleseed sawfly), 1636 nucleotides long. RefSeq names its product tubulin alpha-1 chain-like. Bases 171 to 1523 code for a protein of 450 amino acids. Gene Ontology annotation, molecular function: structural constituent of cytoskeleton; GTP binding. Lineage: Eukaryota; Metazoa; Arthropoda; Insecta; Hymenoptera; Athaliidae. Gene Ontology annotation, biological process: mitotic cell cycle; microtubule cytoskeleton organization. The transcript has 3 exons. The record is from RefSeq and is a predicted model, not a curated record. Gene Ontology annotation, cellular component: microtubule; cytoplasm.
AAUCUCUGUCAUUUGUCCCUCAUCUUGGUUUGGAGUAGUUACAUAGCCGGCUUCUCCUGAUCUUAUAAACGAGUUACAAAUAAAUUUUCUAUUAGAAGUCAUCGUGAACUAUCAAGUUCAUUUUACGCAGUAUUAUCGCUAAUUUUCAAGCAGUCUAAUCAGAUAUCACAAUGCGUGAAUGUAUCUCAAUCCACGUUGGCCAAGCUGGAGUCCAGAUUGGUAACGCCUGCUGGGAACUCUAUUGUCUUGAACAUGGAAUUCAGCCUGAUGGACAGAUGCCUUCUGACAAAGUAGCAGGAAGCAGUGAUGACAGUUUCAACACUUUUUUCAGUGAAACUGGAGCUGGAAAACAUGUACCUAGGGCUGUUUUUGUAGAUCUAGAACCCACAGUUGUUGACGAAGUAAGAACUGGAACGUAUCGUCAGCUGUUCCACCCGGAGCAACUGAUUACUGGCAAGGAAGAUGCCGCCAACAAUUACGCACGUGGUCAUUACACGAUUGGAAAAGAAAUCGUCGACAUUGUGUUGGACCGCAUCCGGAAACUUGCUGACCAAUGCACAGGUCUUCAGGGAUUCCUGAUAUUCCACUCAUUUGGAGGAGGCACCGGAUCAGGGUUUGCUUCUCUCCUUAUGGAGCGUCUUUCAGUUGAUUAUGGAAAAAAGUCGAAACUGGAAUUUGCCAUCUACCCGGCGCCUCAGGUUUCCACUGCGGUGGUCGAACCCUAUAACUCGAUUCUUACCACCCAUACAACUCUCGAACAUUCCGACUGUGCCUUCAUGGUCGACAAUGAGGCGAUCUAUGACAUCUGCCGUAGAAAUCUUGACAUCGAGAGACCGACUUAUACCAACUUGAACAGACUCAUCGGGCAGAUAGUUUCCUCCAUUACAGCAUCUCUCAGAUUUGAUGGAGCAUUGAACGUGGACCUCACGGAGUUUCAGACCAAUUUGGUCCCAUAUCCCCGUAUUCAUUUCCCAUUGGUAACCUAUGCCCCUGUCAUAUCAGCGGAAAAAGCCUACCACGAGCAGCUUUCUGUUGGGGAAAUAACUAAUGCAUGUUUUGAGCCAGCCAACCAGAUGGUAAAAUGCGACCCACGCCAUGGCAAGUACAUGGCCUGUUGUAUGCUGUACAGAGGCGACGUUGUCCCUAAAGAUGUUAACGCUGCCAUUGCAACGAUCAAAACAAAGCGUACAAUUCAAUUCGUUGACUGGUGUCCCACUGGCUUCAAGGUAGGCAUCAACUACCAACCUCCAACUGUUGUCCCAGGUGGGGAUUUGGCUAAGGUACAACGUGCCGUCUGCAUGUUGUCUAAUACAACGGCUAUCGCAGAGGCAUGGGCCAGGCUUGACCAUAAGUUUGACCUGAUGUAUGCCAAGCGUGCAUUCGUACAUUGGUACGUUGGCGAAGGUAUGGAGGAAGGAGAAUUUUCCGAAGCCCGUGAGGAUCUAGCUGCACUUGAAAAAGAUUACGAAGAAGUCGGCAUGGAUUCCGUCGAGGCUGAAGACGAAGGUGCGGAGGAAUAUUAAGGUCCACAAGGGCAGCUGUAAACCUUCUGAUACUUUGAACAUUUUAUUUUCACCAAUCUUCCCAUUUUCUUUUUUUAUUUGCAAAUAAAAAUCUUGUAAUUCUUUCUGUUUAA